AUGCUUGGGCCUCAUCCUGAGGGUCAGAAGGAAUCAGAGCCUGGUUUGGGUCAGUCACCCAGGCCUGGAUCCCAUCCUGGCCAGGCCAGUCAUGCCAGCUCUUCCCCGCCCGCAGAGGAUGUCCUGGAGUCCUAUGAGAACCCGCCCCCCAUCGUGCUGCCGAGCGAGGGCUUCCAGGUGGACCUGGAUGCGGACUGCCUGGACGACGGCAUCUACCAGCACCUCCUGUAUGUCCGCCACUUCCUCUGGAGCCUGCGGAGCAAGCCCAGCCCCUGCGGGCCGCCCCAGCCUGAGUGCCAAGAGGGCCGACCCUCCAUCCCUGAAGGACCCCUGGAGGCCCGGGAAGCUGCCCCGGCUAGGGCUCUUCCUCUUCUGGGGGCUCCCCGGGCACAGGGUCCCGCAGGACAGCCGCCUGGCCGCGGGUGCCGUGGGGGUUCCCAGGCUGGCCCCCUGCACUUGGACCCCUCAUACAUGCUCACGCCUCCCAGCACCCCCCUUGACCUCGAGCCAGGUGGCGCUGACUGGCCAGAACCGAGCGGCACCCUUGGGAACGCCCUGCUAGAAGGCAGGAGGAGCAGCCCCCGGGGCACCACUCCAGAAGGAGACUGUGCAGCCCCCAUGGAUGAGCCCCCUCUGGCCCCCUCCAGUGUCACCUCCAACACUGAGGACUUCUGCUCUGUCUUCACGGUGGAGCUGCAGCGAGGUCCCUCUGGGCUGGGGAUGGGCCUGAUCGAUGGGAUGCACACACCCCUGGGCAUCCCGGGGCUCUACAUCCAGACCCUGCUUCCGGGCAGCCCGGCUGCAGCCGAUGGCCGGCUCUCCCUGGGAGACCGCAUCCUGGAGGUGAACGGCAGCAGCCUGACAGGCGUCAGCUACCUGAGAGCCGUGGAUUUGAUCCGACACGGGGGAAAGAAGAUGCGCUUCCUGGUCGCCAAGUCUGAUGUGGAAACAGCCAAGAAAAUCCGCUUCCGCACGCCCCCUCCCUAGGGUGGACACCCAUGCCCAGGGCCUGCCACCUUCCACCAGGCUGUGCCAUGUGGGUCCAUCCCUCACCUGUGCAUAAUGUACAUCUUAGUGUAUAUUUUAUUUAUAGGACAGAUAACACUAAGUUGUGAUGUUUGUUACAGAGCUUUUAUGUUUGAAGACUUUACUGGAGAAGUCUAGAUUCAAUAAA
Talpa occidentalis (Iberian mole) is the source of this 1174-nucleotide messenger RNA. RefSeq names its product ras-associating and dilute domain-containing protein-like. The record is from RefSeq and is a predicted model, not a curated record. Gene Ontology annotation, cellular component: microtubule. Gene Ontology annotation, biological process: substrate adhesion-dependent cell spreading; neural crest cell migration. The transcript is spliced from 5 exons. The coding region runs from base 1 to 987 and encodes 328 amino acids. NCBI's taxonomy places the organism in Eukaryota, Metazoa, Chordata, Mammalia, Eulipotyphla, Talpidae. Gene Ontology annotation, molecular function: GTPase binding.